Molecule: messenger RNA, 483 nt
Organism: Carya illinoinensis
Lineage: Eukaryota; Viridiplantae; Streptophyta; Magnoliopsida; Fagales; Juglandaceae
Exons: 1
Coding region: 1-483 (160 amino acids)
Source: RefSeq, a predicted model, not a curated record
AUGACCUCUGAACAAGUUAAGCACUCGUCCGCAGAAGGAGAGAAGCGAAAGCCAUUUGACCCUGCAGUCAGGGAGAUGGUGUCUGCCAUAACUCACCGCUUUACUGAUCUUCAGAAAUCUGGGAAACUGCAGCAGGGCGAUGAUCAGGAUGAUAAUGGUGUAAGAAUCGUCACCCUUGCCGGAAACAACACCGGAGCCACUCUGCGAAGCGAGAUGGACGAGAAAGCCAGUCCUCUUCAUGGGGUUUCACUUGGGGAGCCUGAGGACCUGACCACAUACGUGAACAGCAACUUCCAGGCCAUCAACAACUCAAUCAUGAUGGGUGGCAGCUACAACACCAACGACCCAGGUGUUCAUGUGGACAUCGUGGACUACUUUGACAGCAAAGGCCAGAAUCCAGCAGACAAGCAAGGAAAGAAGGGUAAGAGAAAAGAGAAGGAAAGCUCCAAAAGUGACCAACAAGUUUCCGAGCCUACUGAAUGA